AUGCCGGAACAGCCGAAACUCGCAAACUUCUUUGGCGGCGGAGCGAGUGCCAACGCGGCUCCUUCAUCGUCGUCGUCGGCCAAAUCGCGCCAGCUCGACCUCAAGUCGGCAUUCGCCCCGAAAGCGUCCGCCUCGACCAAGCGCGAAGCGACCUCGACGCCGCCUGCCACCUCGACAGAUCCAGCGCCAGCUCCGGAGGCGCCCAACGCAUCCCCAUCACAGCCGGCUGUGCCGCAGAGAAAGAAGCGCAGGAUCGUCGAAUCCGACGACGAGGACGGCCCCGACCCCGCACCCACACCAGCCGCACCAAAGGAGGCACCACCCGUCGCAGCCAUCUUUGCCAAAAAGCCAGCGACGACCACUCCCAGCAACACAGCACCCAAGCAAAGCAACCCAAUCGACGCCACACGCAGCGAUGCCGAGUCCGACGAUGCCGGCUCGGAAGUGGAGGAGCCCGAGGACGACGACGAGGACGACGCCGACGUACAAGAGGAAGAGCAAAAGGGCGCCAAGAAGCUCGCUGCGAUCUUCCAGAAGCCGUCGGCGGUGCGCGACACCAAAGUGAGCUGGAAGCAGGGCGAACCCGUCCCCUACGCGGCGCUCGCCGCCGCGUUCAGCGAGAUCCAGGCGACAACCAAGCGGCUGGAGAUCACCGAGAUCCUGACGCAGUUUCUGGUGCGCGUCAUCGAGCGGUCGCCCGACAACCUGCUGCACGUCGUCUACCUGUGCAUCAACCGGCUGUGUCCCGACUACGAAGGGCUCGAGCUCGGCAUUGGCGAGUCGCUGCUCAUCAAGGCCAUCGCCCAGUCCACGGGGCGCGAAGUGCCACGCAUCAAAAAGGACCUCGAGUCGCUCGGCGAUCUCGGGCUGGUGGCGCUCAACUCCAAGAAGAACCAGCCGACCAUGUUCAAGGUGAGCAGCCUCAAGGUGCCGUCGGUGUUCAAGCAGCUGCGCGAGAUCGCGCUCGUGGCGGGCAACAAGAGCCAGGAUCGCAAGAUCGGCAUGAUCAAGAAGCUCCUCGCGGCGUGUCAGGGCGAAGAACCCAAGUUCCUCAUCCGCUCGCUCGAGGGCAAGCUGCGCAUUGGGCUCGCGGAGCGGUCGGUGCUCGUCUCGCUCGCGCGCGCCGUCGUCAUCUCCAAGCUCGGCAAGUCGAUCGCAAAGCUGCCGCAGGAGACGCUGGCGAGCAAGCUCGAACAGGGCACCGAGGUGGUCAAGGCCGUAUACUCGGAACUGCCAUCGUACGAUCUCGUCAUCCCGGCACUGCUCAGGGGCGGGGUGGAGGGGCUGCGCGACGAGUGUAAGCUUACGCCCGGUGUGCCGCUCAAGCCGAUGCUGGCCAAGCCGACCAAGGCGAUCAGCGAGGUGCUGGACCGGUUCGAGGGCCAGCCGUUCACGUGCGAGUACAAGUACGACGGCGAGCGCGCGCAGGUGCAUCUGCUGGCGGACGGCAAGCUCGCCGUGUUUUCGCGCAACUCGGAAAACAUGUCGGUCAAGUAUCCCGACCUGGUGGAGCAGAUCCCGCGCUGCAUCCGGCCCAGCGUCAAGUCGUUUGUGCUCGAUGCAGAGGCGGCGGCAUGGAAGAAGGCCGAGCUCAAUCCGGACACGGGCGUGCACGAAGCUGCCAAGCUGCUGCCCUUCCAGGAGCUGAGUCGACGCAAGAGGAAGGACGUCAAGGCGGCGGACAUCAAGGUGAAAGUCAAGCUGUUUGCAUUCGACCUGCUGUACCUCAACGGCGAACCUCUUCUGUCGCGCCCGCUCGACGAGCGUCGUCAGCUGCUGCUCGAGCAUUUCACACCGGUCGAGGACGAGUUCGACUACGCAAGGGCCGAGGACGGCACGUCGGUGGAGCAGAUCGAAACGUUCCUCGAACGCUCGGUCAAGGAAGGCUGCGAGGGUCUCAUGGUCAAGAUGCUGCGCGGGCCCGAUUCGACCUACGAGCCCUCGCGCCGCUCCAUGAACUGGCUCAAACUCAAAAAGGACUACCUCGCAGGCACGGGUGACUCGCUCGAUCUCGUCGUCAUCGGUGGCUAUCUCGGCAAGGGCAAACGCACCAACGUCUACGGCGCCUUCCUGCUCGCAUGCUACGAUCCGGACUCGGAAAAGUUCCAGUCCAUCUGCAAGAUCGGUACCGGCUUCACCGAGGCCGACCUGGACGCGCACUACGCCACGCUCAAGCAGCUCGAAAUCGGCGCGCGCAAACCGUACUACGACGUCGGAGAUGCCAAGCCCGACGUAUACUUUGACGCCAAGGUCGUAUGGGAGGUUCUCACCGCUGAUCUUUCCCUCAGCCCCGUAUACACGGCUGCCAAGGGGUUGGUGGACCAGCGAGGCAUCAGUUUGAGAUUCCCGAGGUUCAUCAGGAUUAGGGACGAUAAGGCGCCCGAGGACAGUACGAGUCCCGAGCAGAUCGAAAGCAUGUAUAGGGCGCAGGCGGUGAACAGCUCCAAGUCCAAGUCGGCACUCGAUGAAGACGAUGGCUUCUGGUAG
Messenger RNA from Moesziomyces antarcticus, 2487 nucleotides. Its product is annotated as DNA ligase I. The coding region runs from base 1 to 2487 and encodes 828 amino acids. NCBI's taxonomy places the organism in Eukaryota, Fungi, Basidiomycota, Ustilaginomycetes, Ustilaginales, Ustilaginaceae. The record is from RefSeq and is a predicted model, not a curated record. The transcript has a single exon. Gene Ontology annotation, cellular component: mitochondrion; nucleus. Gene Ontology annotation, molecular function: DNA binding; DNA ligase (ATP) activity; ATP binding. Gene Ontology annotation, biological process: DNA biosynthetic process; DNA recombination; DNA repair.